Molecule: messenger RNA, 3071 nt
Organism: Chinchilla lanigera (long-tailed chinchilla)
Lineage: Eukaryota; Metazoa; Chordata; Mammalia; Rodentia; Chinchillidae
Gene: Hcar1
Product: hydroxycarboxylic acid receptor 1
Exons: 2
Coding region: 1-1416 (471 amino acids)
Biological process (GO): G protein-coupled receptor signaling pathway
Cellular component (GO): membrane
Molecular function (GO): G protein-coupled receptor activity
Source: RefSeq, a predicted model, not a curated record
AUGCUUUUGGGCUCGGAGCGGCUGCAAGGCUGGGAGCGGCUGCUCUCUGGCACUGCCGGGGCGCCCAGUGGGAUGGAGAGAGCGCUUACUCCGAAGCGUGUGCACCUUGGAGCCCGGCGGGCCGCAGGCUGUGGCCCUAGGAGACGCAGGCAGCUUGUGACCCAGGCUCCGCCGAAAGGACCUCCUUGGGACUUUCACUUCCAGGCUGAAGUCUCUCGUGUGGAUGCAGCACCCACCCCAGCGUGCCGUGGCCGCAGACAGAGCGCCGAGGCGGGGACGCAGCAGCCGGCCGGGGGACAGAGCCCUCCCAUAAGCACCGGCGGCGCGCGGGGACUCCAGCGGCCACUCUGCACGCGGGACGCCUGUGCUGCCUCCGCCAUGGACGCGGACAACGAGUCCUGCUGCCUCAUCGAGGGGGACCCCAUCUCCAAGGUGAUGCCGCCGCUGCUCAUCCUGGCUUUCGUGCUCGGCGCCCUGGGCAACGGCCUCGCCCUGUGCGGCUUCUGCUUCCACAUGAGCGCCUGGAAGCCCAGCACCGUCUACCUUUUCAACCUGGCCGUGGCCGACUUCCUCCUCAUGGUCUGCCUGCCCUUCCGCACCGACUACUACCGCCGCCACAGACACUGGGGCUUCGCGGACGUGCCCUGCCGGCUGGUGCUCUUCAUGCUGGCCAUGAACCGGGCCGGGAGCAUCGUGUUCCUGACGGUGGCGGCCGUGGACAGGUACUUCAAGGUGGUCCACCCGCACCACGCGCUCAACGCCAUCUCCAACCGCACGGCGGCCGGCGCCGUCUGCGUCCUCUGGACCUUGGUCAUCCUGGGGACCCUGUACCUCCUGGUGGAAAGCCACCUGUGCACGCAGGACAAGGCCAUCUCCUGCGAGAGCUUCAUCAUGGAGGCGGCCAACGGCUGGCACGACGUCAUGUUCCAGCUGGAGUUCUUCCUGCCCCUGACCGUCAUCCUCUUCUGCUCCGUCAGGGUCGUGUGCAGCCUGAAGCGGCGGGAGCGGCUGGCCCGGCAGGCGCGGACGAGGAAGGCGAUCCGCUUCAUCGUGGUGGUGGCCGCCGUGUUUGUCACCUGCUACCUGCCCAGCGCUCUGGCCCGGCUCUACUUCCUGUGGACCGUGUCCUCCAGUGCGUGCGACCCGGCCGUGCACAUGGCCCUGCACGUCACCCUCAGCUUCACCUACCUGAACAGCGUGCUGGACCCCCUCAUAUACUACUUCGCGAGCCCCUCAUUCCCCAAGUUCUACGCCAAGCUCCGAAUGUGCAGCUGGAGACCCCGCUGGCCAGGGUGCCCAAAGCCCCGCGGGCCGGAAGAGCUGCCCGCUCUGCGUCUGUGUCCCAAGAGCUGCAUCGGCGCGGCCAAUAGUUUCCAAAGCCGACUGGACACCCAGUGGGACUUGCAGGUGUGUUGAGUGACCCUAACCCGGGCAGCCGGCGGCGUCAGGCGGGACGGACGGCAGCUGGGGCGCGAACCCAUGCCCGUGCACGGGCCCUUGGAAAGGCACCGCCGUCCUCCUGCCUCUGUCGGAACUGAGAGCCACGUCCCCCUACCCUUUUGGAAGGCUGCAGGAGAGCGAUGUGAGUUCGCUGCGUUUCUGUGCUCUGACUGCAGGGACAGGGACAGCAGGGAGCGGGGGCUGCGUGUGCUGGGCUGGGGGUGGCUCGGCUCGCGUCACUUUAGGCUGCUGAGGAAACUUGCUCCCUCGGUGAGUUAAUGAGCCCAGCGCUCAGCCUUCCUCCUCCUCUGGCUCAGCUCUUACUCACCUCGGGAAGCAGGAGCGGGACUGGGUGCCGGCUUUGCGUUCCGGCUGAGCGGAGCGCUCCUUAGGCUGCGCUGUCUCUGCCGGCUGUCACCGGCUUCUCCGACGCCCCUCUGUUCCUUUGCUCAUUUCACUGCCAAAGUUUGGACUCCCAAGGAGCCCGGGAGCCGCAGAGAAACGAUCUUGCUUGACCUGGGAGCACCCACGUUUAUCUGCAGACCUCUGCAUUUCAAAGAAAGUGCUGAAGGGUAUGUUUGCCUCCCCUGCUUUCUCCAGGGCAGCAGAGAGCUUGGGAAAAAAAAAAAAAAAAAGAACCCCUGAGGCUUUUGAGAUAGGCUAGCUCCACGCUAAUUGCUUUUGGGUGCUUGUUCCGUGAGCGUGGACGGGAAUCAUUCCUUUUCCAAGCACUGACUGACUUCCUCCACAGCUUCGGGCCCGGUCCUUUCUGCCCGCAGGAUGCUUGGUCAGCUUUGUGUGACAGCAAAAUUUGGGGGGUGGCAGACGUAUUAAAAGCCUUCGUCUUUUCGCUGAAUAGUCUCUAGACCUGUUGUGUGCAAACUGCAGGGUUUCCCUGUCAUCGCGGGACCCCUUCCGCAAGCGUAUUUCCCAGACUGCUCCGGAACUCUCAGAACCAGACGGGGCUCCCCCGCCCCGAAGUAAGGGGAAAGGUCCGGGCUGCGCCUGGCUCCGUCCGCCAGCGCGAGGCGGUGAAAGCCGCACUCCAACCCUUACUGCCUGCUCCAGCCCCGGUACUCUCUGCACACACCCACCUCGCCACGCUUUCUUUAGUCUCCAACACCCGCUAGCCUGCCUCUGUCGUUACCUUUUCCGCGCACAGUCCACGAGGAAAAGCGCGGCCCGCGGAAGUGAAGGUCCUCCGAGUCCGAACCCCAGCUCGGCCACUUACUGUGUGUGUGAUCUUGGGGCGGAUUUGAUUGAGCCACUUUCAGUUUCAGUUUCCUCAUGUCGGACAGGGGUACCGGUAUGACCUCACACAUUCUGUGAAUGCAGGGUCCUGAAGCUUGAAGGGCUUUGUUUACCAUUACGUCCCUGGUGCCUAGAAAAACACCUGCAUAGAGUAAGUGCUCAUUAAAGACGUGUUGAAGGAAUGCAGGAAGAGCGCAUGUAAAACCGGAAGCUCUGUGUCUGCAAGUGGUCGAUAUGACUUAUUACAGUAAUAUAUUUCACACAUUAAGAAACUGAGGCACAAGGCGGAUGCCUGUCAGUGCCACGGCUCUGUAAUCCCAGCACUCAGGAGGCUGAGGCAGGAGGAUAACAGAGUUCCAGGCCAGCCUGGGCUACAUAGU